Molecule: messenger RNA, 638 nt
Organism: Bactrocera neohumeralis
Lineage: Eukaryota; Metazoa; Arthropoda; Insecta; Diptera; Tephritidae
Gene: RpL26
Product: 60S ribosomal protein L26
Exons: 2
Coding region: 119-568 (149 amino acids)
Biological process (GO): cytoplasmic translation; ribosomal large subunit biogenesis
Cellular component (GO): cytosolic large ribosomal subunit; ribosome
Molecular function (GO): RNA binding; structural constituent of ribosome
Source: RefSeq, a predicted model, not a curated record
ACAUACUUGUUUGACGUUUCACCAAAUUUUUAGUACUUCCGACAAUUUGAUUGUCAGAUUCCUUCUUUUUGUUGUUUUUACGCGACUAGUUUGGUGGUAAACAACAGCGUGUGCAACCAUGAAACAAAACAAAUUUGUCACCUCUUCGCGCAGGAAGAACCGCAAGCGUCACUUCCAGGCUCCCUCACACAUCCGUCGUCGUUUGAUGUCGGCUCCACUUUCGAAGGAGUUGCGUCAAAAGUACAAUGUUCGCUCUAUGCCCAUUCGCAAGGAUGAUGAAGUGCAAGUGGUGCGCGGACACUUCAAAGGUAACCAGGUGGGCAAAGUAGUGCAGUCGUAUCGUAAGAAAUUCGUCGUGUACGUCGAAAAGAUUCAGCGUGAAAAUGCCAACGGUACCAAUGUUUAUGUUGGUAUUCACCCUUCCAAUUGCUUGAUUGUCAAAUUGAAAUUGGACAAGGACCGUAAAGCAAUUUUGGACCGUCGCGGCAAGGGACGCAUGGCGGCAUUGGGCAAAGAUAAGGGCAAAUACACUGAGGAAACUGCUGCGCAACCUAUGGAAACAGCCUAAGCAUUUGCAGUUCAUCUUUAUAAGAAUACCACUUUAGAAUAAAAUAAAUCUUCCUUUCAAAAAAUGGAAA